CACACGAUCCUUUUGUUUACAUUUUUAUUUCUAUAAUUUUCGCCUUUCGUGUGGUACAUUUGACUUAGAUAAAAGAAUUUAUAAUUUGAUGGAGAUAGUAGGAUUACCAUGAUUAUCGGAGAUUGGUGGAAUUAUGCUUUUUCUUAAUAUUAAAUUCUGAAAAACUGGUUGUGUAUCAAUAUCCACAUACAAACAUGUAAACAAAUAAUCAACUGUUCAGUGAGCUGAUAACCUUUGAUAGAGAUGAGUAAAUGGAAAUGUGUUUACAUUACUUCUGUUAGGAUUCUGGUUAGGAAAGUGUGGUUAGUUUGCAUAAACUAUAGAUAUUAGAUUUUUUAGGAUAUAAUUUAAUAUAUUUAGACUGCCAUGACCUGCAGAUGAACCAAUUAUGUUUGAGAUCAUUAGAAAGACAUUCAUUAUGACUGAUAUGAAUAUACAUUUCUGCCGGCGGAAAAGCUUUUGACUUGUUUCUUUAUUGCCAAUUGAUUUAACUAUUUCCUCAACACUCCCAUGUCCAAACGAAUUAUUUAGACAAGUGUCGUACAUCACUGUGGGGAAACGGACACCGGAUAUAGCCCAGAAAGUGAUCAAUCAAUAAACGUUUUAUUUUGACACACGAUAAUGGCAUGUUUCGAUGGCAACAAGUUUUCUGAGGAAGGACUAGAAGGACAACGUAAGAAACAUUUAAACGAAUUCAAAGAUUUUCAGAAACACAUAGAUAUAGCCGUAACAGGGAGCUCUGGAGCCGGAAAGUCUUCUUUUAUCAAUGCUAUAAGAGACAUAUCUACAGAUGAUCCCGGAGCAGCUGAAGUAGAUGUUUUAGAAUGCACUAAUAAGUUGCAAGAGUACUUAUACCCAGAUAAUAUCAACUUCCGGAUAUACGAUUUGCCUGGUGUAGGAACUCCGCAUUUUCAACGAUCAACCUAUCUAUACAACGUUAUGUUUGAAAAAUAUGACAUUUUCAUUAUCCUUACAGAAACACGGUUUACGAGUGAAGAUCUGUGGCUGGCUCAACAGGCAGAAGAGAAAGGAAAACACUUUUAUUUUGUUCGUUCUAAGAUAGACAAUGACGUUUGGAGCAACAGGCGAGCACAUCCCAGGACACAUAAUGAAGCUGAUCUGUUGAAUGCGAUAAAAGAAGAUUUAGAGUCGAACUUAAAAAAAUUUAUAAGAAAGGACAUUUUUCUUAUAGACAACUACGAAACGCAGCUAUACGAGUUUGGACAUCUAAUGUCUAAACUGAUGCAAGAUUCUAAUGAGAUAAAACAAGAUGUCUUAGCUUUUUCUCCGACAUGCCUUUCAAACGAAGUUAUAGCUACUGGUGCAUUUGGUAAUGUUUCGGAGGCCGAAGAUUCAAGUUUUGUAUUAGCUGAGACCGUGACAAAUACUGAUGGUAACAAGUACUCUGGAUUCGUUGAAAAGGUCAAACAAUUGAAAUCUUACUACGAUGAAGGGGGAAUAAAAGGACUAGCAGAACACUUUCAGACAAAUUUAAACGAAUGGAAGGAUGUCCACAUCCAAAAUAGCCGUAACAGGGAGAUCUGGAGCCGGAAAGUCUUCAUUUAUCAAUGCUAUAAGGGACGUAAAUGCAGAUGACGAUGAUGAUCUGAAACCUGCGGGAGUAGGUGUUACAGAAUGUACAACUGGGGUUCAAGAGUACAUAUACCCUGGUAAUAGUCAGUUCCGUUUAUACGAUUUGCCAGGAGUGGGUACUCUAAAAUUUCAACAAGAAACAUAUCUUAAGGACGUUGACUUCGAAAAGUACGACUUGUUUAUAAUCAUCACAUAUACAAGAUUUAUGAAUGAAGAUCUCUGGCUGGCACGACAAGCCGAGGAAAAAGGAAAACCGUUUUAUUUCGUACGUUCUAAGAUAGAAAACGAUAUUAGAAACGACAAGCGAGCCCAUGAGAAAACACAUAACGAAGCUGCUGUGUUGAGAAAAGUGAGAAAAAACAUGGAGUCGAACUUGAAAAGUUUUGACGUGAAGGAUAUUUUUCUUAUCGACAACUACGACAUACAAUCAUAUGAUUUUGCACUUCUAACCACAAAACUUUUUCAAGAUGUUAAUGAGAUGAAACAAGAAGCUUUAGUUUUUUCUCUGGCAUGCCUCUCAAGGGAAGUAAUUGAGGAGAAGAAGAAACGUCUUGAACGAAGAAUCCCAAUAAUAUCUACCUUUGCUGGUAUGAUCGCUAGUGUGGAAAAUAUUUCGUUAAAGAAGGCCUCGGAUUCAAGUGUUCUUUCAGGAGAGAUAAAAUUUUACGGCGAACAGUUCAGAGUCGAUACAGCAUCCUUAAAAGUCGGAGGUGAAGUGUGCGAUCUUUCUGAAGAUGAUAAAGAAGCGCUU
Mercenaria mercenaria is the source of this 2344-nucleotide messenger RNA. Its product is annotated as T-cell-specific guanine nucleotide triphosphate-binding protein 2-like. NCBI's taxonomy places the organism in Eukaryota, Metazoa, Mollusca, Bivalvia, Venerida, Veneridae. Gene Ontology annotation, cellular component: membrane. The transcript has 3 exons. Gene Ontology annotation, molecular function: GTP binding. The coding region runs from base 622 to 1596 and encodes 324 amino acids. The record is from RefSeq and is a predicted model, not a curated record.